AUGAUAAAGACUGCUACUGGGACCAAUAACGAAAGUGCUGUAUUAGCGUCCUACCAAGUAUCUUUGCUAGUUGCAAAAACUGGUAAGCCGCACACCAUUGCUGAAGACUUAAUUUUACCGUGUGCUGAAAUCAUGGUUUCUGCUAUGUUAGGUGAUAAAGCUUCAAAAGAAUUGGACGUUGUAUCGUUAUCAAACAACACAGUGAAGAGGAGAAUUGAUGAUUUGUCGGGAAAUGUUAAAGAACAGCUUAUUUUCUAUGUUGAAGCAAGCAGAUUUUAUGCUUUGCAAUUAGAUAUGAGCACAGAUAUUAGCAAUGAUGCAAACUUGCUUGCAUAUGUUCGUUACGAACACAACAACAGCAUAAGUGAGGAUUUUUUAUUUUGUUUACCUUUACCUUCGCACACUACAGGUGAAGCAAUAUUUGAAGUAUUGAACAACUUUAUGUCCGCUCAUGAAAUUACAUGGGACAAGUGUGUGGCAGUUAGCACCGACGGUGCUCGGGCUAUGACCGGGACACGAAUAGGGCUGCAGGCGCGCGUGAAGAAGAUGAAUCCAGCUAUUAUCUGGCAUCAUUGCUGCAUUCAUAAGGAGACAUCAGCAGCUAAAAACAUGCCAGAACAAUUAAAAACAGUGUUGGACGACAUAGUGCAGGUGGUGAAUUUUAUUAAAGCUAGGCCUUUAAAUUCCCGUAUUUUCGGUAUCAUUUGUAAAGAAAUGGGAAGCAUUCACAAGCAGUUAUUAUUGCACGCUGAAGUCCGUUGGUUAUCUCGUGGCAAAGUUGUGACGCGUGUUUUUGAGCUGAGAGAUGAGAUCAGAAUGUUCUUUUUGAAGAAUUCUGGACACAGCGUCAGCAACUAUGCUGAUCACUUCAAUUACUUUGGAUGGCUUACAAUGGCAGUAUAUUUGGCUGAUAUAUUUAGUGCCCUUAACGAGUUGAACUCAAGUCUACAAGGGAGAGAUACCAACAUCUUCCAAGUCGAUGACAGAAUUGAAACGAUGCUAAAAAAACUUGACCUUUGGAUAAAUCGUACAGUUCAAAAAAACUAUAAUCACUUUCCAACACUGUCAGCGUUUUUGGAGUCCUCUGGUGAAGCAAUAUUGCCAACACAAGUACAAGAUGAAAUGGUGACACAUCUCCGCACUUUGAGGUCUUCGUUUCGGGAUUAUUUUCCAGUAUCUGACAAAAAUAAAAAUUGGAUAUCAGACCCUUUCAACACAGAUGUUUCUGAUAUUACUGGCUUGACAGCGGCACAGGAAAGCCAAUUAAUAGAAGUAUCCUGUGAUUCAGCAUUGAAACGCAAUUUCAACGAAUCUUCACUAUCAAGUGACAGAUUAUAA
Leptinotarsa decemlineata (Colorado potato beetle) is the source of this 1338-nucleotide messenger RNA. RefSeq names its product zinc finger BED domain-containing protein 5-like. NCBI's taxonomy places the organism in Eukaryota, Metazoa, Arthropoda, Insecta, Coleoptera, Chrysomelidae. The record is from RefSeq and is a predicted model, not a curated record.